GCGUGGCGCUCGGCGGCUGGCCCUCACGGGGAGGAGGUGGCGUUCCGUUGGUGACGUUAGGCUCCGGCGGCGCCGGCAGGGCGUUCUCCGGAGCUGUGCGGCCAGCUCGCCGCCGUCCCGCUGCAGCGCUCGCGAUGGGCGCCCAGGACCGGCCGCAGUGUCACUUCGACAUCGAGAUCAACCGGGAGCCGGUUGGUCGAAUUAUGUUUCAGCUCUUCUCAGACAUAUGUCCAAAAACAUGCAAAAACUUCCUAUGCCUGUGCUCAGGGGAGAAAGGCCUUGGGAAAACAACUGGGAAGAAGUUAUGUUAUAAAGGUUCUACAUUCCACCGUGUGGUUAAAAACUUUAUGAUUCAGGGUGGGGACUUCAGUGAAGGUAAUGGAAAAGGUGGAGAAUCAAUUUAUGGUGGAUACUUUAAAGAUGAAAACUUUAUUCUCAAACAUGACAGAGCGUUCCUUUUGUCAAUGGCAAAUCGAGGGAAACAUACCAAUGGUUCCCAGUUUUUCAUAACUACAAAGCCUGCUCCACACCUGGAUGGGGUUCAUGUUGUUUUUGGACUGGUAAUAUCUGGUUUUGAAGUAAUUGAACAGAUUGAAAAUCUGAAAACAGAUGCUGCAAGCAGACCUUAUGCAGAUGUCCGAGUUAUUGACUGUGGGGUUCUGGCCACAAAGUUGACAAAAGAUGUUUUUGAGAAAAAAAGGAAGAAACCAACCCAUUCAGAAGACUCGGAUUCUUCUUCCAAUUCCUCUUCCUCUUCAGAAUCAUCCUCAGAAAGUGAAGUUGAACGAGAGAGAAUCAGAAGGAGAAGACAUAAGAGGAGGCCAAAAGUCAGACAUACUAAAAAGAGACGGAAAGAAAUGAGUGGUUCAGAAGAACCAAGGAGGAAGCGCACAGUAAGCCCUGAAGGUUAUUCUGAGAGGAGUGAUGUGAAUGAAAAAAGAUCAGUUGACUCAAACACUAAAAGAGAAAAGCCUGUUGUCCGCCCAGAAGAGAUUCCUCCAGUUCCUGAGAACCGAUUUUUACUUAGGAGGGAUAUGCCUGCUAUCACUGUGGAGCCUGAACAGAACAUUCCAGAUGUUGCACCUGUUGUAAGUGAUCAGAAACCAUCUGUAUCAAAGUCUGGACGGAAAAUCAAAGGAAGAGGCACAAUUCGCUAUCACACACCUCCAAGGUCAAGAUCCCACUCUGAGUCCAAAGAUGAUGACAGCAGUGAAACCCCUCCUCACUGGAAGGAGGAGAUGCUGAGACUGAGAGCCUACAGGCCACCGAGCGGAGAGAAGUGGAGCAAAGGAGACAAGCUGAGUGACCCCUGUUCAAGCCGAUGGGAUGAAAGAAGCCUGUCCCAGAGAUCCAGAUCAUGGUCCUAUAAUGGAUACUAUUCAGAUCUUAGUACAGCGAGACACUCUGAUGGUCACCACAAGAAACACAGAAAAGAAAAGAAGUUUAAGCAUAAAAAAAAAGCUAAAAAGCAGAAACAUUGCAGAAGACACAGACAGACAAAAAAGAGAAGAAUAGUUAUGCCUGAUUUGGAACCCUCAAGAUCUCCCACCCACCGAAUGAAGUCCUCCUGUGUUAGAGAAAGGAGAUCUCGUGCCUCCUCCUCCUCCUCUCAUCACUCAUCCAAGCGGGACUGGUCUAAAUCAGACCAGGAUGACCGGAGUGCUUCAACCCAUUCUAGCAGAGACUCCUACAGAUCUAAGUCUCAUUCACAAUCAGAUUCUAGAGGGAGCUCUAGAUCAAGGGCUGUGUCAAAGUCCUCAUCUCGUUGUCUCAACAGAUCAAAGUCUAGAUCUAGUUCCAGGUCAGGACCCCGAAGAACAUCAAUAUCCCCCAAAAAACCUGCUCAGCUGAGUGAAAAUAAGCCAGUUAAGACAGAACCUUUAAGGCCAUCAAUGCCACAGAAUGGAAAUGUGCUAGUACAACCAGUGGCAGCAGAAAACAUUCCUGUAAUACCAUUGAGUGACAGCCCUCCCCCUUCUAGGUGGAAGCCUGGGCAGAAGCCCUGGAAGCCCUCUUACGAGCGAAUUCAGGAGAUGAAAGCUAAAACAACCCACUUGCUGCCUGUCCAAAGCACAUACAGUUUAACAAAUAUUAAAGCAACCGUGAGUUCAUCAUCUUAUCACAAAAGAGAAAAACCUUCAGAAAGUGAUGGGAGUGCUUAUUCAAAGUACAGUGAUAGAAGUUCUGGAAGCUCAGGAAGGUCGGGGAGCAAGUCUUCUAGGAGCAGGUCAUCCUCCAGGUCAUACACAAGGUCAAGGUCACGAAGUCUCCCUACUUCACGCUCACUCUCUAGGUCUCCAUCAUCUAGGUCUCACUCACCAAAUAAGUACAGUGAUGGUUCCCAGCACAGUAGGUCCUCUUCAUAUACUUCUGUUAGCAGUGAUGAUGGAAGACGAGCCACGUUUAGAUCCAACAGGAAAAAAAGUGUCACUUCAAAUAAAAGACAUCGCAGUAACUCUGAAAAGACACGUCACAGUAAAUAUGUCAGAGGCAGAGAGAAAUCCUCAUGUCACAGAAAGUAUAGUGAAAGCAGAUCAUCUUUAGAUUACUCUUCAGACAGUGACCAGUCACAUGUUCAAGUAUACUCAGCCCCAGAGAAGGAGAAGCAGGGAAAAGUGGAAGCAUUGAAUGAUAAGCAGGGGAAAGGCAGAGAAGAAGGAAAACCCAAGCCUGAAUGGGAAUGUCCUCGUUCUAAAAAGAGAACUCCGAAAGAUGAUCUCCCUGAUCACUCUAGAGAUGACAGUGUAUCCAAAGGGAAGAAUUGUGCGGGCAGUAAAUGGGACUCGGAAUCAAACUCGGAACAAGAUGUGACUAAGAGCAGGAAAAGUGAUCCCCGGAGAGGUUCAGAAAAGGAGGAGGGUGAAGCCUCUUCAGACUCCGAGUCAGAAGUUGGCCAGAGUCACAUCAAAGCCAAACCCCCAGCAAAGCCUCCAACAAGCACUUUUCUGCCCAGCAGCGACGGUGCCUGGAAGUCUAGGAGACCACAGUCUUCAGCCUCUGAGUCAGAGAGCUCCUGCUCCAACUUGGGGAACAUUAGAGUAGAGCCCCAGAAGCAGAAACACUCAAAGGAUGAUCUUAAGGGGGAUCACACAAAAAGGGCGAGAGAGAAAUCAAAAGCUAAAAAGGACAAAAAACACAAGACUCCAAAACGGAAGCAAGCUUUCCACUGGCAACCUCCACUCGAGUUUGGUGACGAUGAGGAGGAGGAGAUGAAUGGAAAGCAAGUUACACAGGACCCAAAAGAGAAAAGGCAUGUCUCUGAGAAGUGUGAAGCUGUGAAAGACAGCAUUCUAAAAGUCGAGAAAACCUGUGAUGAAGGCAGUUCUCCAAGUAAACCCAAGGAGGGUACUUUAGAGCAGGACCCACUUGCAGAGGGUGGACAUGAUCCCAGCUCUUGUUCUGCACCUCUGAAAGUGGAGGAAAACAUGACCAACUCUCCACCUAGCACCCAGCAUCUUGAAGAGCAUGUCCCAGGUGGAGGGGAGGACGUGCUUCAGACAGAUGACAACAUGGAGAUUUGCACCCCUGAUAGAACUUCCCCUGCAAAGGGAGAGGUGGUGUCCCCUUUAGCAAACCACAGGAUAGACAGCCCAGAGGUGAGCAUUAUUCCAGAGCAGGAUGAGUCUAUGGCACAUCCUAGAGCAGGAGGGAAACAAGAGAGUAGCAUGUCUGAAAGCAAGACCUUGGGUGAAAGUGGGGUUAAACAGGACAGCUCUAGCAGUGUGACCAGUCCUGUAGAAACUGCUGGAAAGAAGGAGGGGGCUGAGAAGAGCCAGAUGAACCUCACAGAUAAGUGGAAGCCAUUGCAAGGUGUAGGGAAUCUGUCAGUGUCUGCUGCAACCACAUCUAGUGCUCUGGAUGUGAAGGCAUUAUCUACUGUGCCUGAAGUGAAACCACAAGGCUUGAGGAUAGAAAUCAAAAGCAAAAAUAAGGUUCGGCCUGGCUCUCUCUUUGAUGAAGUAAGAAAGACGGCACGCCUAAAUCGAAGGCCACGGAAUCAAGAGAGUUCCAGUGAUGAUCAGACACCUAGUCGGGAUGGUGAUAGCCAGUCCAGGAGUCCACACAGAUCUCGAAGUAAAUCCGAAACCAAAUCUCGACACAGAACAAGGUCUGUCUCAUACAGUCACUCACGAAGUCGAUCUAGAAGCUCUACCUCAUCUUACCGAUCAAGAAGCUACUCUAGAAGCCGGAGCAGGGACUGGUAUAGCAGAGGCCGGACCCGCAGCCGGAGCAGUUCCUAUGGAAGUUUCCAUAGUCACAGGACGUCCAGCAGGAGCCGGUCCAGGAGCAGCUCCUAUGACCUCCACAGCCGUUCCAGCAGAUCCUACACCUACGAUAGUUACUACAGCCGGAGUCGCAGCCGCAGCCGCAGCCAGAGGAGUGACAGUUACCAUCGUGGUAGAAGUUACAACAGGCGGUCCAGGAGUGGUAGAUCCUAUGGCUCAGACAGUGAAAGUGACAGAAGUUACUCUCAUCACCGGAGCCCCAGCGAGAGCAGCAGAUACAGCUGAGAUGUCUCUGUAUAGAUUGUGUCUUAAGUGUAAAUACCUGGUAACUUAAAGCUUAAGAAACUGGAUGGCAGUCUGUUGUGUUUUAGUAUUAGACCUCAAUCCAAUAGUGGAUAUUUCUUGUCACUUAUUUACAUGUGCGCAAAAGAAUUUAAAGUGCAGAUGUCCCUAGAAAUAUUUUUAUGACCCAUUUUACAGUAGGCAACUAUGGAAUUUUCAGUUUCUUGAAUCAAGAAAUGGUAAAUUUGAUGUAAGUAUGAUUUUCAGUGUCACUGUAGAUAGGGUUUUCUGUAGAUCACAUUGUCUGUAGAAUUCAGAUUUCUUUUUGUUUCAGGUUUUAGCAUCCAUGCUGCCAAACAGAAUUGUGGAGAGUGUCUAAGGCACAUGUUCUCCAUGUCCCCAUGUCCCCAUGCUGGUUGUCGUCUUGGUGUGUGCUGUCAGAUGAGGCUAUCCACAUCCAUAUUGACCAUGGCCAGGUGUGCAGGGUGGUAGCUCAUGCCUCUGUGUCUGCAGCAGUCCGUCCCAGCUGUGGGCACCCACACUGCCUGAGGGCUCUGCCUUGUCACAGUGAAUGCCAGCCCAGCCACCCCAGCUCCUGCUUUGGUGCUUGGUGCCUUUGGUUCCUCAUAUACCCUAUGUCAUAUUGUCACACACUGCAUUUCCUGAUGCCAGGAAAUGAAUUGUGAUUUUUUUUUUUAAAUUCACUGGCACCAAAAAUAAUUUCUUCUGAGCUGGGUUCACUGUGAGUGUAGGGGCUUCUUCCAAACACAGAUAAGUGGUGGAGGUCCCUUGGAACAGAACCUGUAUGGCUGGUCAUCUUGUUCUGCACAUGUGUGCUAACGCGCCAGCUGAAGAAAGUUCUUCGGAAGCAGCUCCACAGACACUCCAGCGGCCAAGCGUCUCUCUCACUGUGGCAAUAGUAGCAGCCCUGCCCCAACCAUCCUAUUCCCUGUUUGUGUCGAGACACCCCCCAUCCCACCCCACCCCACCCCACAUGCUGCCCCCUGACUCCAUGAAGCCCUGCCUGAUGGAGGAAACCCAGGAAAAAAGUUGGGGGCAGCAGGGUCACAGGCUCUGCUGCACAGAAAGGGGUUCUUAUGGCUUUGUGUGGCUCCUCCAGGAAGAAUCUAACCUGUAAAACUAGUGUGGGUUUGUUUCUUUGUUUUGUUUUACUCUUUAGUUUGCAUUUUUCCCCAAGUGUACUUAAUCACCUUAGUGCCGGUUAAAUCCAGUUCACAGACUUCCUGUCAGGUACAUGGUGUAGAAGUCUGUACUAUCCUAUCCCACCCAGGCCUUGCUAGUGCAUUUGGGAAGAGAAAAGGCCUUGGGCUGGAGGAAAUUACUAAAACCCUGGCCAGAUGGAGGGAAAGUACUGGAUAUAUGAAAGUAGUCUUCCAGGGCCAUGUGGCUCAGUGAUAUAUAGCAUGUGCUUAGCAUGUAAGUAGCUCUGAGAUGAGAGGUCAGCACCCCACAAAUAAAUAAUGGUGUUACUCUGUGAUGUAUGUAAGCAGCAUUUUGGUGGCCAGCCAGCUGUUGUUCACCACGUCUGUAAAUUAGUUAAUUAGAAAGAAGGAUAACAUCAGAACUCAGUGCUUGGCGGGUUAGACGUGUGGUUUAUAGUGAGUGGGUCCUCCGCCCCCCCCUUUAAAGUUGCCGACAAAGAAGGGUGUUUGAAUCUAGUAUUCAGUAGGAAGAAUGCAUUCAGAGCCCAAAUAAACUGGCAAAUGUAAUUAGUAAGAAAAGGUCACUAUUGGGCCAUAUAUUCUUAUUUGGUUGCUGUGUAACAAGUUAUCCCAAAUUUCUCAGCCUAAGAGUGCCCAUGCAUCAUUGACAAACAGGCACAGUAGGGUUGACUCAUCUGCUCAGGGUCUCAAGGUAAGGUCUGGAAGAGCUCAUUUCUCAGAAGACUCUGGGAAGAGGUGACUUGUAGCUGGGCCCUUCUAGAGCCCUUGGUGGAUACCCACAUCGCCUGCUGUAGGCCUUGCCAGCUUCAACCACCAGGAACCCUUUGAGUCUUGUCUUUUUUUCAAAACCUCUGCCCUCCUCCUGCUUUAAGGGUCCAUGUAAGUAAGAUCAGGCUCCAGAGAUAAAUCUCUACUCGAAGUCCCAUGGCCAGAGGAGUUACAGACAUUGGCGGGUUCUAGGGAUUAGCAUAGGAAGAGGAAGGGCAUCCACCUACCACCUACUGCUGCAUGGACAGGGCUUAACCUGUACCAACAGGCACUCAUGUUCAGUAAUGUCAACCUUGCUGUUUAUACUCCAGUGAAUACGGAAAUGGCUUUUCUUCUUAUCCAUGAUCAUUCUGUAUUUUGAAGUUAUUUUUUUAAUAAAAUUGAAUUAUGUUGUGUAAUGUGCUUAAUAGAAGACGCUUUAUUGGAUGAUUUUGUAACAUCCUGUUUACUGCAAGUGGCAUAGUUGAUAUUGUUCAAAAAUGUAGAAAAUACUUUUGUACAUACUAGCAAUGUCUAAUUUGUAUAUACUUCUAUUAAAUUUCUCUACAACUUGAAAAGGAUCUUGUAGAAAUGAAAAUACAUGCUGAGUUUGAGUCUGCCUGCUUGGUCUUUCUUUACUCAAACUCCAGUUUCUGAUACAGCCAAGCGAAGAGACUUGUCCAUUGGCAGGUUACUGGGGUGCAGGAGUGACCUGGGAGAGCCUGGCAGAAACACACCCUUUGGUGGGAUGCAACUCCAGGUCUCCUCCCUUUGUCCUCAGCAAGUCAUCUGACUGUGGCACCCAUCAUCACUCACCUCCUAAGAACGACCUUGUGACAUUUGAACACACAGGUGAGAACCUGCUGGCUAAGCAGAGUGAACCUGCUAGCUUGUUUGCAGAGAACUGGGUUUGCUAAGCAGUGUUUCCCCAACUUGGGAAACUGAAAAUUGUCAAAUGUGGGUGUUUUAUUUUUUAUUUAGAGA
Molecule: messenger RNA, 7423 nt
Organism: Mus caroli (Ryukyu mouse)
Lineage: Eukaryota; Metazoa; Chordata; Mammalia; Rodentia; Muridae
Gene: Nktr
Product: natural killer cell triggering receptor
Biological process (GO): protein peptidyl-prolyl isomerization; protein folding
Cellular component (GO): mitochondrion; cytoplasm
Molecular function (GO): peptidyl-prolyl cis-trans isomerase activity; cyclosporin A binding
Source: RefSeq, a predicted model, not a curated record